UCUGGCCUACGCAGGCCACGGGGCUUUUCCCUCCACAUCCCUAUUGUCCGGACUUCCAGUAGAAAACUCUCAUUUUCCUCAAAUUUUUUUUUGGGAUUUGCCACGUGUAUGCUCUUGUCCAUGGAUCGAGCAACCAAGUUGCAGGUCUAAGAGCUUCUCUUUUUCAGUCCACUUCGUUCCUUCUCUUUCAUAUCUCUCCCCAUGUGAAAGGCAAAAGAAAGCAAUGAUCUAUCUCUUACAUGUUUAUCCAAUCUCGGCAAAUCUCAUCAAUCGGAACGGCGACGAUCUCAACUGCUACUUGAUCUUCCACUGCUGUUGUACUGUUCGAUUAUUGUUUCUCAAUUUACAAGAAAACUUCUGUCUCUCGCUUGUUCUUCUUCGUCCAAUAAUUCUGAUCGAGAGUUUUAAAAUUCGACCGUUGUUUAUAGAGAUCCGUCUUGUUUGGAAUUGGUGUGAUCUCCGAGGUGUUUUGGUGAGACAUCGUUUUGGAUCCGAUCAGGGAAGUGGCAGCGCCGGACGAUGGCGCUGUUCAGAAGGUUGUUCUAUCGAAAGCCGCCAGAUCGGCUUCUGGAGAUCUCCGAGAGGGUUUACGUGUUUGACUGUUGCUUCUCCACGGAUGUUUUGGGAGAGGAUGAGUACAGGGUUUACUUGGGUGGAAUCGUGGCACAGCUACAGGACCAUUAUUCUGAUGCCUCUUUCAUGGUGUUCAACUUUAGAGAGGGAGAAAGGAGAAGCCAAAUAUCAGAUAUAUUGACACAGUAUGACAUGACUGUCAUGGACUACCCUAGGCAAUAUGAGGGGUGUCCUUUGUUACCAUUGGAGAUGAUCUAUCACUUCUUGCGGUCAAGUGAGAGCUGGUUGUCACUGGAAGGGCAACAGAAUGUGCUGCUGAUGCACUGUGAGAGAGGAGGAUGGCCUGUGCUUGCUUUCAUGCUUGCAGGUCUUCUGCUAUAUAGGAAACAGUAUACUGGGGAGCAGAAGACUCUUGAUAUGAUUUACAAGCAAGCUCCUAGGGAGCUCCUUCAUCUCCUGUCUCCUCUAAACCCACAACCUUCACAAGUGAGAUAUCUCCAGUACAUCUCCAGAAGAAAUCUUGGUUCUGAUUGGCCACCAGUCGAUACACCUUUGAAUUUGGAUUGUCUUGUUCUCAGAGUACUUCCCAUGUUUGAUGGAGAAAGGGGUUGCAGGCCGCUAGUUCGUGUUUAUGGUCAGGACCCUUCAACUUUGAAUAAUAGAAGUUCGAAGAUUCUUUUUUCAACUGCAAAGACAAAGAAAAGUGUUCGUCACUAUCGGAAGGCAGAGUGUGCACUUGUGAAAAUGGAUAUCCAUUGCCGUGUUCAAGGUGAUGUGGUUAUUGAGUGCAUCCAUUUGGAUGAAGAUCUGGUGCGUGAGCAAAUGAUGUUCCGAGUUAUGUUUAACACAUCAUUUUCCCGCUCAAAUGUAUUGAUACUCAACCGUGACGAGGUUGAUUUUUUGUGGGACUCGAAGGACCAGUUUCCGAAAGACUUCAAAGCAGAGGUAAUAUUUUCAGACUCCGAAGCUGUUGGUUCUAACAUCUCUUCAGAAGUGGCAACUGAAGAUGGAGAUGAGACAGAAGGGGCUUCAACAGAGGAGUUUUAUGAGGCAGAGGAGAUCUUCAGCAAUGUUGAUGGGCAAAGUGGAAAAGGGGAUCCUGAUAUGCAAGAAAUCUCAGAAAGCAUGUUCUAUGAUGUGAAUUUCAAACCAGAGAGGAAGGAGGAUAUUGAUCUCAAAACAAGUAAAAGGAGUGCAAUGGAUGAAGCGAAUCAGAAACAAGAAAGAAAUCAGGACUCGGAUUUACAGACAAAUGAAAACAAGACCUUUGAUGAUGGAAACCAUAGAUUGGCAACAAAUGAGGAUGUAAACCGAAAACUAGAAACGAUAUCCCUGACCACUAAUGUGCAGCAUGAGAUAGAAAACAAAUCAGUGACUUUUAGCAUGAGUUCCAAACAGGGGAGGAAGGAGGGUAUUGAUCUCUUUGCAGUUAAUGAAAUGUCUGAAGGGAAUCAGAAACAGGAAAUGGAGGAGGAUUCUGAUUUACAUAUAACUCGAGAGAGAACUUUUGACGAUGAAAAUCACAAGUUGGAAACAAAUGCAGAUACACAUGGAAGACUUGAACCAAAAUUAUCGAUUACCGAUGUGCGCAAUGAAUCGGAAAGCAAAGCAGUGAUUUCUAGUACGCACAGAAAACUAGUUGAGGUGGGAAGUAAAGUGAAGGCACAGAAUAUUGAUACUCAGAAUAAGAAAGAUUUGAAGGUUCUGCAGCAAAAUCUGGACACAGAUAUUUAUAUUCCAAAACUUGAGAAAUUGCUCCCACCCACAUCUAAGAAGCAGCCAAUUUCCAAUGCAAAAAUAUCUUCUGACCCAGUUCUAGCUAAACAAAAGAUUAAAAAGCAAGAAUCUGAAGGAAUUUCUUCGAAACCAACAAAACCAAGGACUGUACCUCGAUGGAUCCCACCAAACAAAGGUCCUUUCAAUCAUUCUGUAAAUGUGCCAUCUCAUCCUCCAUCGAGAUAUAACAGUGCACCACCUGUUCUUGCCAUUACUUUUGAUUCAAAUGAUUAUGGUUCAAGCGAGUCUCCUAAGUCUUUUCCAUCUGUUUCUGCUGAUCCUGAAGAUGUGGUUCCAUCUGACCAUCUACCUAAACCAACUAAAGAAGAACACAAAAUUGAUCGAGUUGCACUUUCAAAAUCUGUGGAGGAUGCACCGGCUCCCAAUCCAUCGCCAUUACAUUCACCAUCACCACCUGUACCUCCUCCUUUACCUUCUUUUUUGGCAGGUACUUCUGUCCCAUCCCCACCAGUUCCUUUCUCUAGCACUUCACUGCCUUCUCUGACCCAAAGAUCACCUCCACCUCCAUCUCCAUCUCCACAUAUACAUGAAAGAACAACAUCCCCGUCACCUCCUCCUCCUCCUCCAUGUAAUAAAGUGCUGUCUAUUUCCCCUCCCCCUCCCCCUCCUCCUCCUCCUCCAUCAUCUAUGAGCAUGCAUGCGACUUCUCAAGGUCCUUUUCCCACGAAAAAUGCAGUUGGAUCAAUUAUGCCUCCUCCUCCCCCACCACCUCCUCCUCUACCCCCGUGCUAUGGUGUUAUUCUCUCCCCUCCACCUCCUCAUCCUCCUAGUAAAACUUUUGAUGGGUUGGUUACCCCUCCUCCACCUCCUCCACCCCCUUGGAAGGUUGAAGCUUCUUCAAAUAGCUCUCUUGUAGCACCAACACCUCGACCUCCACCCCCUCCACCCCCUCCACCCUCAUUUUCCAAUGCAAUAAAGUCCAUUGGAGUCCCAUGCCCCCCUCCCCCGCCUCCCAUUAAUGGACUCCAACCUCCUAUGUGUGGAGCUCCACCUCCACCUCCACCUCCUCCACCGCCCCCUCCUAUGUAUGGACCUCCACCUCCUCCGCCACCACCUCUUACGCAUGGAGCUCCACCUCCUCCGCCUCCACCGCCUCCUCCCUUACGUGGUGGUCCACCUGCACCAGUACCUCCCCCUCCACCACCACCACCACCACCACCACCUCCACCUCCUAUGUAUGGAGCUCCACCUCCUCCGUCACCACCUCCUAUGUAUGGAGCUCCACUUCCUCCACCACCACCUCCAAUGCAUGGAGCUCCACCUCCUCCACCACUACCUCCAAUGCAUGGAGCUCCACCUCCACCACCACCUCCUCCCUUACGUGGCGGUCCACCUGUGCCACCACCUCCUCCCUUACAAGGGGCUCCACCUCCACCACCCCCUCCUCCAUUACGUGGAACUCCGCCUCCCCCUCCUCCACCUCCUAGCGGAGCUCCACCGCCACCGCCGCCUCCAAUGCGUGGGACUCCACCUCCACCACCUCCUCCUAUGCGUGGUCCACCGCCUCCUCCACCUCCAAUGCAAGGAGCUCCGCCACCACCACCCCCUCCAGGUGGGGCUCCACCUCCACCGCCACCUCCUGGAGCUGCUCGUGCACCUGGUGCUCCUCCCCCGCCUAGACCUCCAGGUGGUGCACCUCCUCCACCCCCGCCCUUUGGAAGUAAAGGAGGAGCUCCACCUCCUCCAGCUGAUGCAAGAAGUUUAGGAAGGGGUCGUGGUCUAGUACGUCCUGGAGGUGCAAAUCUGUCUGCUGCUUCACCUCGAAGGUCAUCAUUGAAGCCACUACACUGGGUGAAGGUAACAAGAGCAGUGCAAGGAAGCUUGUGGGCAGAAUUACAGAGAUAUGGGGAACCUCCAACUGCACCUGAAUUUGACGUUUCAGAGCUUGAGAGUCUCUUCUCUGCCACUGUUCCGAAGCCGGUUGAUAGCUCAGGGGGUAAAUCUGGAGGGCGACGCAAGUCAGUCGGGUCAAAAACAGACAAAGUGCACCUGAUUGAUUUAAGGCGGGCCAAUAAUGUUGAAAUUAUGCUCACAACAGUUAAGAUGCCACUUCCUGAUAUGAUGAGUGCAGCGUUAGCAUUGGAUGAUUCAAUUUUAGAUGUUGAUCAGGUGGAGAAUCUUAUAAAGUUCUCUCCUACAAAAGAGGAGAUGGAACUUCUGAAGGGCUACAGUGGUGAUAAAGAAAAUCUGGGGAGGUGUGAACAGUUCUUUUUGGAGUUGAUGAAGGUGCCGCGGGUGGAAUCCAAAUUACGAGUGUUUUCUUUUAAGAUUCAAUUUGUCUCUCAGACUACGGAUUUUAGAAUGAGUCUGAAUAGCGUAAACACUGCAUGUGAUGAGGUACGAAAUUCAGUCAAAUUAAAGGAAAUUAUGAAGAGAAUCCUAUAUCUUGGGAAUACGUUAAACCAAGGAACUGCAAGGGGUUCUGCAAUUGGGUUCAAGUUGGACAGCCUUCUAAAACUCACUGAUACACGUGCUUCUAACAGCAAGAUGACUUUAAUGCAUUACCUUUGUAAGGUGCUAGCCUCCAAGACACCUGACCUUCUAGAUUUUCACCAGGACUUGGUUAGCCUGGAAUCUGCAUCAAAGAUACAAUUAAAGUCCUUAGCAGAAGAAAUGCAAGCCAUAAUCAAAGGGUUAGAAAAGGUCAAGCAAGAGCGGGUUGCAUCUGAAAAUGAUGGUCCUGUGUCAGAAGUUUUUCGCAAGACAUUGAAGGAAUUCAUUGGCGUUGCUGAAACUGAAGUGGCGUCCUUAACGUCAUUUUAUGCUGCAGUGGGUAGAAAUGCAGAUGCACUUGCCCUUUAUUUUGGUGAAGAUCCUGCCCGUUGCCCUUUUGAACAAGUAACUGCAACUCUCUUAAAUUUUGUGAGGAUGUUCCGGAAAGCACAUGAUGAGAACUGUAAGCAAGCUGAGCUGGAGAGGAAGAAAGCCCAGAAGGAGGCGGAAAUGGAGAAGGCAAAGGGUGUUAGCCUGACAAAGAAAACUGCAACAUAGCUCCAAGUGCUUUCUCCAUAGCUUCCCACACAGGAACCCAAGUUCCCCUAUGCAGCUGUCGGGGGAUGUGAAUAGAAACAUACGACAGCAAAAUUGAACUGCUUCAAACUCGGCCUAAUGCUCAUUUUCAGGAAUCUUGCAUUGGUAUUUUGGGAACCAGUGCAGAUGUCCUUGCAUUGUAAAGCACAAGUCUGGGAUGUAUCUAUGAACUGUGUACAUAGCUCUAACCCUACUAACAAUUGAUUCUUUUUUCAUGUAAUAUAAAAGGUAGUUUUGUUUUUCUUUUUGUUGAGAUUUUGACAGGAGCAACAUCAUGAAGAUUUUGUAUAGAAGUUGAGAAAUUAAAGGAAAAGUGAGGAGGCAGGCAUUCUUACUGUAAGUGUAAUAUAGCCACAUGUAGGUUGUGAGUUGAGAACGCUUUUUUUUGUUGUUUCACUCACCAUUUGUUAGAACAUUUCUCAUUUCACAAAAAGAAAUAUAUAUAUCAAGUCAAUCUAUCA
Telopea speciosissima is the source of this 5861-nucleotide messenger RNA. RefSeq names its product formin-like protein 20. Lineage: Eukaryota; Viridiplantae; Streptophyta; Magnoliopsida; Proteales; Proteaceae. The record is from RefSeq and is a predicted model, not a curated record. The transcript is spliced from 18 exons. The coding region runs from base 520 to 5361 and encodes 1613 amino acids.